AUGGAAAAGGUCAUUCACGACUUCUACUCGGAUCUCUUUGACAGCCAUGUCCACUUGCCUCCUCACCAUCUGAGGGAAGGACAUGUCAUUCCAAAGGUCCUCACUUCCGAAGUUCGACAUGUCAUCAUAUCGGUGAAAAAUAGUACUUCACAAGUUCGCGACAGAAUCAAGCCUGAACAUCUGGAGUACCUACCGCCAGUCCUCAUCAACACACUGGUAAAGCUCUUGACUCGUUAUCUGCCGGAAUGCAAGGUUCCUAAGCAAUGGAAAACUAGCAAGACCGUGCUGUUGUAUAUGGAGGGAGACCCAUAA
Molecule: messenger RNA, 312 nt
Organism: Necator americanus (New World hookworm)
Lineage: Eukaryota; Metazoa; Nematoda; Chromadorea; Rhabditida; Ancylostomatidae
Exons: 1
Coding region: 1-312 (103 amino acids)
Source: RefSeq, a predicted model, not a curated record